GUGGCCCGGAAGUUGCUAUUGUUUGUGAGGGUACAUUUAACCUGAGUAAAUAAGCUAAACGAAGGCGUUGACCUACUUGUGUAAAAAUAGAGAUGUUUUGAAAAUUCUAUCGGAUAAUAUAGUUAGCUAACUGUGGCUAGCUGAAAUAGCUAAUUAGGUCAGUGUUGGUAUGCGUCUACUAGCAUAGAUAGCUAACGUUAGCUAAAUUGGGUUCUUAGCUUGAAACUAGCUUGCUUCUUCAGCUACCAAGCAACAUGCCUUCGUACAAAGCAGUGAGGAAAAGCAACCGUUUCUAUUAUUUCAUCAAAUUCACCUUAAAUAUCUACUCAAUGCUCUUUUCGCUCCUGGGCCUGUGUGUGCUGUGCGUGGGGGUGUACGCGGAGGUGGAGCGCCAGAAUAACCGUACCCUGGAGGGGGUGUUCCUGGCCCCCGCUGUGGUGCUCAUCCUGCUGGGCCUGGUGAUGUUCACCGUCUCCCUGGUGGGCAUGGUGGGCUCCCUCAGGGACAACAAGACCCUGCUACACAUGUUCUUGUGUGUUCUGUGUGUCCUACUGUUCCUGCAAGUUGUGGCUCUCAUCGUUGCACUCAUCUUUGAGAAGAAGACAUCAGCCUUGUUCCAAAGCAGCAUACGAGAGGGAAUUAAACACUAUUACGAUGAUCUGGACUUCAAAAACAUCUUGGACUUUGUGCAACAGAAGUUCUCUUGUUGUGGUGGGGACGAGUACAAGGACUGGGGUGUCAAUCAAUACCAUUUCUGCAAUGGCACCGGGCCGCUGGCCUGUGGCGUUCCUUAUACAUGUUGUGUCCGCCACAAGGUGAGAGAGGUUGUCAACACUCUUUGUGGUUACAAGACACUCAGCCAGCAGCGUGAGGUCCUAGAUGAGGUGAUUCAUGUGCGAGGCUGUAUCCAUGCUGUCAACCUGUGGAUGGGCGACAACGUGGGGGCAACUAUUGGGCUCUGCUGUGCCUUAGGUCUGCCACAGCUAAUGGGCAUCGUGCUGAGCUGUAUGUUCUGGAACCUGCUGGUGGAGAUGAAUGAGUCCAUGGACAUGGUGGACUUCAAGAUCCUCAAGAGAGCUGGCUUUGAGUACAGCGAGCUGGACCUGGCUGGUGCUGGCUGCUGCCUGUGUCUGCCCAGAGACGGAGGCUACCUCCCCCUGCCAGCUUUAGACCCCAUCUUGUCUGACCCUGACCUAAAGCCCAUCCCCAUCCGAGUCCAGCGACCCCUGCCCGUCCAGGUCCAUAGGCCCCUGGCCCAAUCCCUCCAAGACCUCAAGCUAUCUGGGCUUAGACUGGACGAGGUAGACAUUGGGUGGAAGCAGAAAAGAAGGGAAUAUUAAUUUUUGAAUUAUUUUUGAAUUUAAUUUAUAUUUUGGUCUUGUUUUGGUCUCUGUGUUUGUUGAAGGACAGGUUAGACCUGUUGCACUAUUUGGUGGUCAAACCAAUCAAUGGUCAUUAACUGACAUGAUCACAGGUUAUAAUGGCCACGUUCCUAGCUGGCUACGUUGCAUACGCAUUCCAGAUCUCAAUGCCUGGAUAGGUGUUUAACAUAUCAGCUAACCACAUGAUAUGAUAUAGCAAUCUGAUGCCUGACUGCGCUGUUGAUGAUGUGGCACACAUCCAUUGGUUGAUGCAAUGCAUGCAGUUGGCCUGGAACCCAACCAGAGGUUGGGCACUUUGGAAAGGCAUUAUUGGAGCAAUUGUUAUCCUGUUUUUUAAAUAUUUG
Messenger RNA from Oncorhynchus tshawytscha (Chinook salmon), 1726 nucleotides. RefSeq lists its product as uncharacterized. Lineage: Eukaryota; Metazoa; Chordata; Actinopteri; Salmoniformes; Salmonidae. The record is from RefSeq and is a predicted model, not a curated record. The coding region runs from base 255 to 1340 and encodes 361 amino acids. The transcript is spliced from 8 exons. Gene Ontology annotation, cellular component: membrane.